Messenger RNA from Vollenhovia emeryi, 7693 nucleotides. RefSeq names its product zinc finger protein Xfin-like. Gene Ontology annotation, molecular function: DNA-binding transcription factor activity, RNA polymerase II-specific; zinc ion binding; RNA polymerase II transcription regulatory region sequence-specific DNA binding. The record is from RefSeq and is a predicted model, not a curated record. Gene Ontology annotation, biological process: regulation of transcription by RNA polymerase II. The transcript is spliced from 10 exons. Lineage: Eukaryota; Metazoa; Arthropoda; Insecta; Hymenoptera; Formicidae. Bases 352 to 7041 code for a protein of 2229 amino acids. Gene Ontology annotation, cellular component: nucleus.
GAGGCAGGUAGCGGACUGGGACGUAGGCGCGUAGGCAGGUAGACGAGCGCGACCGAGGUGUGGGCCUUCUCGGUGGGAGAGCGAGACGGAUACUCGGCCCCGGGCAGCGAGGCUACGAGGCUACCGCGUCCUCGACGUCCAUCGCAGUUCUCGUCCGUCCGGCUGGGUGUGCGGAGGUAGCGUGUCGACGCCUCGCUCCCCGUAGUCUCGCCAUCGACGCCGACGGCGACGCUGCUACGGGGGCAAGCGGGAGAGGGACGGAAAGAGGGACGGAGAGAAAGAGCGCGCGCGAGUGAGAGAGCGUGAGCAAGCGAGGGACGCGGUGCUUUCUCGCCAGAGAGCGACAUUACGAUGGCGACGAUAUCGAUGACUACGACGACGACGACGACGUCGACGUCGACAGCGACAACGAUGGCGACGGAGCCGAGAAAGUCUUAUCACGAUCUGUGUCGCCUCUGCGCUUCCUUCGACGCCGUUAGGAUGCACAUUUUCGGCCAGGAGGGCAAGAAUCGCCAGCUCGUUGACAAGAUCCAGACGUGCUUGCCGUUCAAGAUAAUAGAAGACGAUUGUUUGCCAAAAGUCCUGUGUUACCGAUGCAUGUACAACCUGGAAAAUUUUUAUGACUUUAGGACUGCGUGUGUGAACGCAGCUGCUUGGCUGGAAAGAAAUAGGCCGAAGGAAGGCGCGAGCGAUGAUGGCGCAAAUGACAGCGCACAAUCCGGCGAGGUGCACGCGGAGCUCCUUAAAGGAAAGGAAAAUAUGCCAGUACUUAUUCCGGAGGCGCCCGUAGUGAAUCCCAAUGCUGCAUUGGGUACACCACCGAGAUUAAAUUCGGAUGGUGAAGCGGAUCCCGAGAUCGAAGAGAUUCUCGACACAAGCGAAGGUACGGAUGAAGCUACAGUAAUCGACGAUUCGGAAGAUCGGCGAUCGGAGUACGAGAUGGCGUACGAGAUGGACAUGGAGACGAAUCCUAGCGACUUUUUGGAAAUGACCCCGAUGGUAACCGAGGAAAACGAAGAGGAGUGCGGUACAAGCAACGCGGCGAGUGCCGCGACUACUCAGGACACCGCGGUCUUUCCACACGCAACAACGUCGCAACAGCACGAAGUCUACGUCUGUUCUCUGUGCAACAAAGCGUUCAGUUCCAAGGGUCACUUGUCGCUGCACGCGAGAAUUCACGUGGGUGAGGGUGAUGUGAUCGGCGAAAGAGUAAUCACCGAUGACCACACUUCGUAUCAACGACCGUACCAGUGUGAUCUUUGUCACAAGUCGUAUUCUACUGCGAAACAUCGCUGGGGACACGUCUCGACGACACAUCGGGGACAUCCCGCGGUCACGUGCGCGUACUGUUCUCGCAUAUACUCGACGCGAUAUAAUCUCGACGAGCAUAUAAAAUCGCGGCACGCUGGUCUCCCGCCACCCCCAGAGUUAUCGGUCCCCCUUUCGCGCACGGAAACUCGUUAUCAGUGCCAAACAUGUUCGAUGGUGUAUACAGAUCUAGCAGAUUUCAAUGCGCAUCGGCAGAUAUGCAUUCAGGAGCAACGUUCUACGGAUCCGCUGGGGCAAACCGAAGCGCAAAACAAUAAGAUUUUCGCCGACACGUCCGAUAUCUCGAGUGUAGAUUCGUAUGACGAGAAUAAAGACUUUAGGAAUGCCGAAGCUAAAUUGGCGAAAAAUCCGCAGUUAACUAUAUUGAAACAAGCGCUGACCAAAGGAGACAGCUUAAAACGAAAUUUUGACGAUGACGGUUCAACGUCCAGCAGCAAGCCGAAAAAAAUAGUUAAGUCAGAAGAGUGCGAGACUCCACAGAAGAGGUGGUAUUGCGAGGCUUGUCCGCAAAAUUUUACAUCGGUGGACAGUUUGAAGGAGCAUGAGAUUAGGCACGAUGCCGAGAAGCCGUAUAUCUGCAUACUAUGCAAGAAAGAUUUCGUUUUGAAAUCUUCAUUAAUUAGGCACAUUACAAUGUCACACGGCGUUGAUCCUACUCCUAUCGUUGACAGCGACAAGUGUUUGAAGACAACGGCGAUGCCUCAGAAUUGGAACGAUCGAGUGGACGUCAGUGUUUAUGAACAAAAUGAGACCAAGGAGCCACCAGAGCCCCCGUCGUCACCUGAGAUAAAUUUAGAAAGUGACGACAAAGAUUAUAAGAACAAUCACGAGAAUAUAGAAAUCGAAACGGUAUUUGUAUGUGAGUCUUGUAAGAGGGACUUCAACGACCGAGCGUCGUUAUGGCUACACAUACGAGCGAUGCAUAAAGAAUACGCUGCAUUUACUUGCGGAGUGUGUUUAAAGAUGUGCUUUAACAAUACGCAACUUCAAAACCAUGUCUAUAUGUAUCAUGGAAGGUCCAAGCUUUUAAUAUCGGAACAAAGAAGGUACAGCUGUACGAUAUGCGGCAGACAGCACGACUCGAGAAAGAAGCUUAUCACUCACGUCUCGAUACACAAUGUCGAUCCUGCCUUUGACCCUGCGACUUUUGUACAAUUAAAUAGUAAUUAUUAUAGUGAAAAUUUGAAUGGUAACGAAGGAAAUGAACAGGCAUUAGAUUUUGACGGAGAGGACGGCGAGAAGGUGGAUUGUUAUAUUUGUUACAAGUCUUUCCCGACCGAGGAUCAUCUUAUACGACAUCAAAGAAACGCCCAUAAGUCUGACCAGUUAGUUUCAUUAGGAGACGCUGCAGGUAGUGGAAGUACUCUCAGUGUCAACGGUAACGGUAAUAGGGCGCAGUAUCAUUUAUUUUUCGUUUGUGAGGUAUGCGGUAGUUCACACUCGAGCAAGUGGGAGCGCUGGUUGCAUAUCAACAAUACGCAUAGCAACGAAUCAUCUAUUAAAUGCGAAUGGGAGAAUUGCGGAAAGAUAUUUGCGACCAAGUCAUUGCGCAAUGAGCAUCUCCAGCAUCACACGGUGCAGGGACCCUCGCCAAACACCUGCGAGAUAUGUGGAAAAUUGUGGCCUACUCGCGUCGAUUAUUGGAAACACGUGAUGGGCGUGCACUCGGACACGGUGCCUCUAAUUUGCGGCGUUUGUCUCAAAGUAUUCUCCGACGUAAUGCAAUUAAGCGCACAUGUCAAGGCGAAACACUGGCCGCUAACCAGUGGUGAUUUCUGUUGUGAUAUUUGCGGUAGACCGUACUCGAAUAAAUCCAAGAUGUCUCGGCAUAGAAAGAUCCACGGCUUGGAGGCAGCUAUGGACGCUGCGUGCGAUAACAGCAGUUUCAAUGAAACGACUAACGAAUCGGUCAAGCCUGAUCACAACAAUGGCGUUUCGGAAGUGGAGUUAAGUUGUGACCAGUGUCCCGAGGUCAGCUUCACGACGCUGGACAGUUUGUGUAAUCAUCGACGGAUAACACAUGGCCUCUUCCCGUGCGAUUUGUGUAACAAGUGCUACGGCAGAACGUCGCACUUGUGGAAGCAUGUAAAUAGGGUACACAAAGGACACGCAGACGUGACCUGUCCUUACUGCGCAAAGACGAGCGCAUCGAGAGAUCACCUGGCAGCUCAUAUUGCCAAGAUUCAUAGGUUCAUGCCCGCGAUGGGUAAGGAUAAUCAAAAUUGCGUCACUUCCAAGUCUCUAAGUGUGGAGGACGGUAUCUUACAUUACUGUGAGAAAUGUAACAAGGGAUUCCACAAGCGCUAUCUGCUCCGUCGUCACAUGAAAGGUUGUCAAAACUAUCGUAAAGAUCCGGGUGCACUGUUGACCCGGUGCCGGGCCUGCGAGAGGAUAUUCAAGGAUCGUGCGAGUCUGCAGAAACACAUCGAGAAUCAUCAUACCUCGUACACUUGCCACUUGUGCAACGAAACGAUCACUUCCAAGCUAGGCAUCAUGACGCACAACCGCGUCAAUCACAUGGAUCACCCGGAUCUGACGUGCGAUCAUCCAAGUUGUAAAAAGCUCUUCCGCACUAAAGAAGAUCUGGAAUCUCAUCGAAAGGAUCACAAGUAUCACAGUAACCCGAACGUUUGCGAUUUUUGCGGCGACACCGUGGAAAAUAAGCUCAAGCUGAAGAUGCACGUGCUGUCGCUGCAUCGAAACGAGAUUGGCGUGUCCUGUGGUGUCUGCCUUAUUCCCAUGAAGGAUCCCAAAGAUUUGAAGAAACACGUCGAGUCGGAGCACAGCAGCGUUCUUUCCAAUCCAAACACGUGUCAGGUAUGCGGCAAGCAAUACGCGUCCAAGUGGAAGGCUUUUGAUCACACCAAGAAAUGUCACGGCAAGGUUUUCCUCACGUGCAAACAGUGUCUAGCUGUUUUCACGGAUGAGAACGAUAUACGCGAUCAUUACGAACAUGUACAUAACGUACCGAAGGACCAAUUGGCCAUUUUCGAGUAUAGAAUGGAUAUUGGUGUCAAGAGAGAGGGUUACGAGACUCCCGAUAUUAUUGUGAAGGAGGAACCGGAUGAUUUGGAGUUCGACGACGAGAUAUGUGACGAGAGCUCCAACGACUCUCGAAAACGUAGAAGAUCGCCGAACGACACGUACGAUUGCGAGAUGUGUCCCGAGAUCUUUCUCACCUCGGACACUCUUGCCAAGCACUAUCAGAACGUCCACAACACCGAUCCCGUCCGCAUGUUCAAGAAAUUCAAGAAAGAUGGCGACAGCAAGCGCAAGAUGAGAAACAAAAGCAACUUUGAAUGUAAGAGUUGCAAAAAGCAAUUCUCUACCAAGAUUCUGUACUGGAAUCACAUCAAUAUAUGCACGCGGCGAAACUCGACAGGUAGAUUUGAUGCCCCGAAUAAUGUGUCGACGUCAAUUCUCGAGUCUCAUCUGAAAAACAAUAAUCAGGCACAGCGAGAAGAGCCACCGCUGACGAACGAAUCCAACUUGAACAUUCCCGACUUCAAUCUAUUCGAAGACAUCAAUUUGCAAUUGUCCGCCCAGAAACCUGUGCCGAAUCUUAUGCCAUUGUCGCAGAUGAAGGCGACGGGCAACAGCAAGUGCUCGAGGAAAGACUCGCGCAAGGUGUACGAUGAAUCAACCAAUACCGAGUGCACGUGCGAAGUCUGCGGUAAGCAGUGGCCCGCCAAGAAACAUUUGUGGCAGCACCUGAUUCGUUUCCAUCGCGCCGAAGCUGCCGUUACAUGUGGCGUAUGCCUGAAGCUGUGUAAAUCUUAUCAAGAUUUGGCGGAUCACUUGAAGGCCGAGCAUGCCCCCGUUUUGUCGCCGGAGGGCAACAAUUUCACUUGUAAGACGUGCGGCAGGUAUCACAACGCGAGAAGCAAAUUGCUGUUGCACAUGAGCAUCCAUAUUGGCAACUUCCGGUGUCAAAAGUGCCAGCAAGGUUUCCCGAGCGAGGAUAAACUCACCGAGCAUAUAACGAGCUGCACUGGCAAGCCGGAGUUUGAAGAUAACGCGGUGGCGGACGAAGAGAACGCAAAGAACGACAACGACGAGAAGGGCAGUUUAAUCGCCGACGAGACAUCGGUCAUCGAGGAAGUGGAGGAAGCGGAAGAUUUCGAAUCGGACGGCGAAAGGAGUAGGGAUAUCCAUGACGAGGACAACUCGGAAAAUAGUGAAGAAGACAACUCGGAUAAUAGCGAUGAUUCAGAUAGCGAUAGUAACAGUAGUUCGAGCGACGAUGAAAACGAGAACGAAGAGGAGGAGGAGGAAGAAAAUGAAAACGAAAAUGAGUCUGAUGCAAGAACCACUAGUAGGGACAGCGGUGAUAGCGUAUCGUGUAAUUCCGACAGUGACGACGAGUCGGACAUGGACGAAACGGAAGUGAACGUGACGGAAAAGAAAACGCUGCAAAUGAGCGAUAUCGGUAGAUUCAGGAUUCGCGAUGGCAGCAUUCAACAGAUGCCGAUGGAGAAGACUGCCAAGGACCAGAAAACCGAUCUUACGUCCGUUACCGUAGCGACAGUUGCAGAACAAACUAAACAAAGUAAUUUGAAUGAUCUUUUGAUUUCCAAUGCGUCCGCAAACAUGGACAAAUUUCAGGUAUUUCGUCUCGAGGAAUCCGCUAAAGCUGCAGCGAGCGAUGUAGAUUUGUCUGAUGAUGACGAUGGCGAUAAUGAAGAAGACGACGAGGAAAUGAAUGAAAAUGAGCAAGUGGAAGAAGGUGAAGAUGAAGAUGAGGAUGAAGAUGAGGAUGAAGAUGAAGAUGAAGAUGAAGGUGAGGCUGAGGCUGAGGCUGAGGCUGAGGCUGAGGUUAAAGUUAAAGUUGAGGUUAAAGUUGAGGCUGAGGCUGAGGAUGAAAGUGAGAAUGAGGGCGCAGCCGCAGCCGAGAGAGAGGAAGAAGAGGAGGAGGAGGAGGAGGGAGAAGAAGAAGAUGAUGAUGAAGACGAUGACGACGACGACGACGACGAUGAUGGACCGCCUGUGUUGAGUCCAAUAAUGCCUUUGUUACCAGAAAACGAAUCUGAGGAUCACAGCGAUAUGACGGAUCGCACGAGGCACAAGCUCAGUCCGAUGGUUUCGUUGAGUAUAACUAAAGAGGAGUGCGACCUGGAGGAGUGCGAAAUAACCGAAAUGCCAAACGAUGUGGAGAACGCAGCCAACCUCUUUGCGGCUAAUAACAAUGAUCUGCCUGUAACAUGGGACGAGAACUUGGACGAUAACGGAAUCGACAAUGGCGAUUGCAAUUCCGACAUUGGAGACAGGGAUGUGGAGAGAAACGAGGAAUACAGUAAGGUGUACUGCAAAAUAGAAGUGAACGAGGGCGAUGACUUUGAAGAGGAUUCCGCGUAUGAAAAUGUGGUGGAUAAUAGUAGAGAGGGUGAUGGAGACAAUCAAGUGCACGAAGUGCAUAAUCUGGACGGAACUGUGUUAAUGGUGGCUAAUGACGCGGAAGGUAAUCAGAUAUUGAUAGAACAAAACAUGUUAGAUAUCGAUAACGAGGACUCUAAUGCUGAAGCGGCGCAGUAUAUUUACCCAGAGAACGCUUACGAGAUUGAGGAAGAGGAUUAUGCGACGCGAAACGAAACCGACGUCAUGCAAACGGAUGAGAUGCAAGGUAGUAUGUCCUACGUUCAGGAUACAUCGGAGAAUGAGGAUAGUACAGAGGGUGACAUCGAGGAGAACAGCAGUGACGUGCAGAAACAGUAGGACGCGAGUGCCAAAACAGAGAGAGAGAGAAAGAUCUAGGAUAAUAAAUCUGUAAUAAAGUGUAAGAUAAUUAAUAUGGAUGUGUUUGGAACUGAGAACCUCGGAAAACAACAUGUACCUUGAAAACAAAACGAUAACAAUAUUGUAUAGUAGAGUAAGCUUGUAGUUUAUAGCUUUGGAGGAUUUUUGAUAGACUGUAAAAGAGAGUGGAGUGAGAAAGAUGCGACAAAGGAAAACACGUUUCGUUUUCAUUGAUCUGCCAGAGGCUUUGCAUUCACGAAUUGCGCAACGUUGCAAGCUUCCGACUAAUCGUUUCGAAAGGUAAUAAAAUUUUGAAUUAUUAAAUAGUGUACUAUAUACAUAAGGCGAUAUUUAGUUUAUUGUAAAAGGUAUAAUUUACAGUAUGUUUUUUAGUUUCCGAUAUUCAGCGAUUGAUUACAUUAUAUAUACGUAUCGUUUAUUUAUAUCGGUGACACUUUUUUGACAAUAAUAUGCUCCGACAACAAUUCCCGCCGCCCUGUUUACGUCACAUGCCAUCCGCUAGACAAUAGGACACAAAUUUAUCAUCUUGAUAAUUUAGUUCUGUUUUAAAUUAAAAACUCUGCUAGGCAGGAUCAAAAUUACAAAAUUACGCGUUAGAAUUAAAUCCCUU